CUAGCCCUGCUAAUCUCUUGUUGUUUUGUUUUGCAGCCUAUCUUUUUAUUAGAAGAUUUGUGCAAGCCAGCAUCCAGUGAUGUAAAAGAACAAGAAAGUGGCAGAAAUACUUCAGAUACAUAGUUUCAGCAGUGUGAGACAUAAUGCAGCACACAACAUUGACAGAAUCAUUACUUGUCGAGUUACAGUACCUAGUACAGGUGUCGCUUGUUUUAUGUUGUUAUAUCUGAACAAAGCAUAUCAGCAGUGUACUAGUAACCUGCCACAUGAACUACUAGCUAUUGAAAUCUGAACAAAGUAUAUCAGCAGUGUACUAGUAACCUGCCACAUGAACUACUAGCUAUUACAUCUGAACAAAGUAUAUCAGCAGUGUACUAGUAACCUGCCACAUGAACUACUAGCUGUUACAUCUGAACAAAUUAUAUCAACAGUGUAAUGUUACAUGAACUACCAAUUGUUACAAAUCAAACAAUGGGUAGUGUUUCUACACAGAAUUGCCACAAUAGACAAGAGUCACAUUCUUCCUUUACCCCAGCAAACAAGUGUGACACUAGAACUUAUUUAAACUAAAUCACCUAUGUGUUAAGACAAGUUCCCCAUUGUCUCACUUUUGUUAGAGUAAAUUUUUGUAAAUUUAAUCUUGGUGAAGCAUUGUUUCACUAUUGGGAAACUAUAUCAGUUUUCUGUGUACAAAAAUAUGAAACAAAAUCUUCAUAUAGAACUGUUAAGAGCUUAUGUAAGAAAAGCUGUACAGACCAUACCAGUUUAGUAUUUGCUACUGAAUAUAAAAAUAAUUAUAUUGAAGAGAUUAUAUCAUUAGAAAGUAUAUAAAUGAUGUAAAAAAUGCAAAUUGAGCAUGUUAAUAUGUGCUUUGUGGAUUCAAAAUUGUGAAAUAUGUAAUAGGUGUGUUGUAUAAAGUAAAUUAUUAAAUAUAAUUUAUUGAAUUUGACUUUGUGGACUUUAUGUUAAAAACUGUAUGAGUUUACAUGUUUAUUAACAGUUGUAAUAGCUUUCAUUACAGCUUUCUUAUUCUGCUGUGCCUUUCCUCUAAAUUCUUUUUAAUAAACAUAUUUGUAGAGAUAAGAAGAGAACUAAAGGUCAUGGUGCCUUGUCUUCAGUAUUUGAUGUAACUUAAUUUUUUAUUUUCCAUUUAUAGUACUUAACUACCUCAUCUUGUAAUGUAUUCUAAUAUUCUACUACUCUUUGCAGGGAAUAUCUUAAUAAUACUAUCUUAGAUUAUAGCUGUGACCUUUUCUUCUGUUGAUGGUGUUUGGAAAUAUUCCCUAGCAAAUAUUUCAUACCCUCAUAUAGUCUUAUCUGUUUGUCAGGGUUCGUGUUUGGAAAGUGAUGGUAGCACGAAUACAUUUGUUGAUUGUUGUGGAGUGGAUAUGAUGGUAUUUGUGGCAGAGCCCAGCCUAUCACAUCUGCCUGUCUCCUAAGUUUGGUUGUAAGUGAGGCAGUGGCCUCUGAGGCACAGCCCAUGUGUGUAGUUCAAUAGGGGGUCACGUGACUAAGGCUUGGCAAGGGAGCCUGCCUAUAAAUAGUACUAGGAUAUUUAUAUAUAUAUAUAUAUCCAUAAAACAGUGCCUAACGCGUCAGUCUGGAAUUUUACGACUCACCACGAGUUUAGUCCCCACCCAUAGCAUGGUUUAUAUAAUUAUAUAUUCUACAAAAGUAUUGCACUGUUGACAUGUUAUUAUCAUGCAUACUCUGUUCCUGUUUUCAUCCUCUCUUAAUAUAUAAGAUUUCAGAUGUGAGCCAUUUUAUAGCUCAUCUUGCAUUUUUCUCUUCAAGUAUUUUCAGUAUAUAAAAUUUUGGUCUAAAGUCUUUUUAAGGGAUCUUCCCCAUUGACACUUUCCAUUCACUUUGAGAAAUUUCAAAGAUUUUUCAGGGAGGACUCCUUUGUUAUCUUGAACAUUCUUAUAAGAUCUAUGAUAUUGUUGUGUUUGCUACUGUCACUUUUUUCCUUGUAAACAUCCUCAGAUAGUUUCUUCUCUAUUUUUUUUUUAAUAUAUAACAGUCAUGUUAUCUACAGUUAAUCAGUUUUGAGAACUUUAUUCUUGUCUCACUUGUAUGUACAGAUUGGCCAAUUAUUUUCUUUAUCCUUAUUUCUUUGUAUUUUAUCUUUCACACUUGGUUUGCUUCAUAGAAACAUGAACAGACACUUUUGUUCCAUGGUUUUCUUCUGAUAUUUUUCACCUGAUGUACAUUCCACAUCUCUUAUGCAGCACUUAAUAAGGCUUUUCAGUAACCCUACUACUUUUUAAUAAAUAAAUAUAUAAAUAAUCAUGAGCAGUCUCACAGACAAGAAACAGCAACUGAACGCCCUCUCAAGAUUUCAUAACAUAGAGAAACCAUAUCAGUGUUCAGAGUGUCUAAAGACCUUUACACAAAAAUCACAUCUAACAGAGCACCUGAGAGUUCAUACCAGACAAAAGCUAUAUCAGUGUCCAGUGUGCCUAAAGGCCUUUGCACGAAAAUCAUCUCUAACAAACCACCUGAGAGUUCAUACUGGAGAGAAACCAUAUCAGUGUUCAGUGUGUCUGAAAGCCUUUAUAAAUAAAACAGAUCUAACAGAGCACCUGAGAGCUCAUACUGGAGAGAAACCAUAUCAGUGUAUAGUGUGUCUAAAGGGCUUUACUCAAAAAUCACAUUUAAAAGAUCACCUGAGAGUUCAUACUGGAGAGAAACCAUAUCAGUGUUCAGAGUGUAUGAAGGCCUUUACAGAGAAAUCAUCUCUAACAAACCAUCUGAGAGUUCAUACUGGAGAGAAACCAUAUCAGUGUUUAGAGUGUUCUAAAGCCUUUACAGAAAAAUCAUCUCUAACAAACCAUAUGAGAGUUCAUACUGGAGAGAAACCCUAUCAGUGUUCAGAGUGUAUGAAGACCUUUACAGAAAAAUCAUCUCUAACAAGCCAUCUGAGAGUUCAUUCUGGAGAGAAACCAUAUAAAUGUUCAGUGUGUCUUAAGACUUUCACACAAAAAUCAAAUCUGAUAAAGCACAUGAUAGUUCAUUCUGGUGAAAAACCAUAUCAGUGUUUAGAGUGUCUUAAGACUUUCACACAAAAAUCAAAUCUAAUUAAUCACCAGAGAAUUCAUACUGGAGAGAAACCUUAUCAGUGCUCAGAGUGUCUGAAGACCUUUACACAAAACUCACAUCUAACAAGGCAUCUGAGAGUUCAUACUGGAGAGAAACCGUAUCAGAGUGUCUAAAGUCCUUUACAGACAAUUUAUUUUGGUUGCUGCACAGAGUAAAUUGAGGUAGAACCCUCAUACCCAUCGAUUCAGUUUCUGCAGUUUCAGUUAUCUGCUGUUUACCCUGGCCCAAAAAUAUUAAAUGGCAAAUUCCAGCAAUAAACGAUUCAUAAGUUUCAAAUUGCAUGCUACUGUGAGUAACUUGGUGAAACCUUCCCACUCCAUCAUGCUCAGUACAUGACUUUUCUCUCUUUGUUUUCUGUACCCAUGCUGGCCUGCUUUACUAGUAUCCACUUAGCCUCUAGUGUUCUUCCUCUUUGCAUUCAUUUCUGCAUCAUUGCAAUGUUGCUGUGAAAGUACCCCAUAAUUUUGCUUAAUAAUGACUCCAAAGAGCAUAAGUAGUGAUGUUGGCAGCUGUUCUUUGUAAUGUCUUAUUGCUUAAUUUAUCAGUUAAUUCUUUUGGGCCACAGUAAACUGUGGAAACCUAUUCCACGGAUAGAGGGGUUCUACUGUAUAUACAGCAGCCCCCUCCAUAUUCAUUAGCGAUGUGUUCCAAGACCUACCAUGUAUACCCGAAACUACAGGGUUCCCUACUCCCUAUGAUAAAUUGUAAUUGAUAAAUUAUGCACAAUAAGACAUUACCAACAUUAAAUAAUAAGAAUAAUAAUAAAAUACAUUGUAUAUUAUUAUACUUGUUAGGUAAAAGGACACAAGUACAACUAAUAUGACAUUUUAUUGUGGCAACGUUUCACUUUCUAGUAGCUGUGUCAAGUUCCUGGAGAGAGAAACGUUGCCACAAUAAAAUGUCACAUUAGUUGCACUCGUGUCCUUUUGCCUAAUGUAUUGUCAGUAAUUCUACCAACAUUAAUAUAUUAUUAUACUUGAGCUCUCUCUCACACACAGCUUUAAUACAUUUUUUUUUUCAACAAGUCGGCCGUCUCCCACCGAGGCAGGGUGACCCAAAAAGAAAGAAAAUCCUCAAAUUACCUCACUCACACAUAAUAACUGUUUUUACAGAGGUGCCCAGAAUACAACAGUUUAGAAGUAUAUAUAAGAACAUAAGAACGAAGGAACACUGCAGCAGGCCUACUGGCCCAUGCGAGGCAGGUCCAAGUCUCCUACUGGCUUAAGCCAAUGCACCCAACCCAGUCAGGUCAGGUCACAUUGACUUAAGGGAGGAACACGGCAACCGACCUGGUAGCACAAGCUAUCAGGUCCAACUCACACCCACCCACAUCCACUCAUGUAUUUAUCCAACCUAUUUUUAAAGCUACACAACGUUCUGGCCUCUAUCACUGUACUUGGGAGUUUGUUCCACUCAUCCACAACUCUAUUACCAAACCAUUACUUUCCUAUAUCCUUCCUGAAUCUGAAUUUUUCCAACUUAAAACCAUUGCUGCGAGUCCUGUCUAGGCUAGAUAUUUUCAGCACACUAUUUACAUCCCCUUUAUUUAUUCCUGCCUUCCAUUUAUACACCUCAAUCAUAUCCCCCCUAAUUCUAUGUCUUUCUAGAGAGUACAGAUUCAGGGCCCUUAGUCUAUCUUCAUAGGGAAGGUUUCUGAUACAUGGGAUCAACUUUGUCAUCCUCCUUUGUACAUUUUCCAGAGCAUUUAUAUCCAUUCUGUAAUACGGUGACCAAAACUGUGCAGCAUAAUCUAAAUGAGGCCUAACCAAGGAUGUAUAGAGUUGAAGAACAACCUGAGGACUCCUAUUAUUUAUGCUUCUUGAUAUGAAGCCAAGGAUUCUAUUAGCUUUAUUGCGAACACUUAUGCACUGUUGUCUUGGUUUCAGAUUACUGCUAACCAGAACUCCUAAAUCUUUUUCGCAAUCCGUAAUAUUAAGAUCUACAUUAUUUAGUUUAUAUGUGGCAUGGUUAUUGUCCUGUCCAACAUUUAGAACUUUGCAUUUGUCUAUAUUAAACUGCAUCUGCCACUUCUCCGACCACUGCAUCAGUCUAUUCUAAUCUUCCUGGAGUGCUCUAAUGUCCUCGUCAGAAUGAAUUUGAUGGCCUAUUUUGGUGUCAUCGGCAAACUUGCUGAUGUCGCUCUUUAUGCCCUCAUCUAUGUCGUUUAUGUAGAUUGUGAACAGCAGGGGGCCCAACACUGACCCCUGUGGAACACCGCUCGUGACGCUUCCCCACUCUGAUUUCUCCCCAUUUAUGCAAACUCUCUGCUGUCUAUUUGUCAACCAUGCCUCUAUCCAGGAAAAAAUUUCUCCUCCUAUUCCAUGUGCCUUAAUUUUCCUCAAUAGUCUCUGAUGUGGGACCCUGUCAAAAGCCUUACUGAAAUCCAUAUACACAAUAUCAUAUUCAUUACCAUGAUCUACCUCCUCAAAUACCUUAGUGAGCAAAGCUAAUAAAUUCGUAAAACCAUGCUGAGAUUCUUUGAUUAAUUUAUGCUUUUCAAGGUGGCUACAAACUGCCUCGGCAAUUAUUGACUCCAUAAAUUUUCCCACUAUGGAGGUUAGGCUUAUUGGUCUAUAGUUCAAAGCUAAGGACCUGUCACGUGCUUUGAAAAUAGGUAUCACAUUUGCUAUUUUCCACUUACCUGGCACCAUGCCAGUUUGUAGUGAUAUGUUAGCCCUUGUGGCUUAGCGCUUCUUUUUGAUUUGAUUAUAAUAAUAAUGUAGUGAUAUGUUGAAAAGAUUAGCCAAAGGUUUGCUAAACUCCUCUUUACAUUCCUUUAGAACCCUUGCAUACAGUUCAUCAGGGCCUGGGGAUUUGUUAGGUUUUAAUUUAUCUAUUUGCCUAAGGACCAUGUCACUUGUGACCCUAAUCGUGCACAGUUUAUUAUUGUCCUGUUCUACAUAAUUUAUCAUUUCUGGAAUAUCGCUGGUAUCCUCCUGUGCAAAACUGAGAGGAAGUAUGUGUUAAAAAUUCUACACAUUUCCUUAUCACUGUCAGUGAGCUGACCCGAGGAACUUUUGAGUGGGCGUAUCUUGUCCCUGAUCUUACUUCUGUAUACCUGAAAGAAUCCUUUUGGGUUAGUCUUCGAUUCUCUUGCAACUUUAACCUCAUAAUCUCUUUUUGCUUUUCUAAUUCCCUUUUUUUAUUUCUCUCUUUAACUGAAUAUUUUGAUUUCUUAAUUACCCCUCUCCUCUUUUGAUUUGCCUAUAUAUGCCUCUCUUUUGACCAAUCAGAUAUUUUAAUCUAUUGUUCAUCCAUUUAGGAUCAUUUUUAUUUGAUCUGAUUUCCCUAUUUGGAACAUAAUUUGACUGAGCAGCUAGAACUAUGCCCUGGAAAGCGUCAAUAUCCCAAACCCCUUCUUUAGAGUGCAGGCAUUGUACUUCCCAUUUCCUUAAAAAAUAUUUUAGCCUAUUGUGUGUACUUCCAGUCUUCCUGUUAGGCUAUGAUGUGAUGAUACAAUUCCUAUGAUGGUGAGAUAAAGUGAGGUGAUGGUGUAGGCAUUGUAACAUUGUGUUAGUCUGUUGACCUGGUGAAAAGUCAGUAGUAGACAUGGUUCGUUUUUCAACCUUUUGGAAAAGCAUUGUGAUAGGAAGUUGUCAUGUUCAGCUCAUCAAACAGUUGCCAGAGAGGUUCUAAAGCUUCAAAGCAAAAAAGAAUAAAAAUUUUUUUUUAUUAACACAUUGGCCAAUACCCACCAAGGCAGGGUGGCCCGAAAAAGAAAAACUUUCAUCAUUUACUCCAUCACUGUCUUGCCAGAAGGGCGCUUUACACUACAGUUAUAAAACUGCAACAUUAACACCCCUCCUUCAGAGUGUAGACACUGUACUUCCCAUCUCCAGGACUCUAAGUCCGGCCUGCCGGUUUCCCUGAAUCCUCUCAUAAAUGUUACUUUGCUCACACUCCAACAGCACGUCAAGUACUAAAAACCAUUUGUCUCCAUUCACUCCUAUCAAGUACACUCAUGCACGCUUGCUGGAAGUCCAAGCCCCUCGCACACUAAACCUCCUUUACUCUCUCCCUCCAACCCUUCCUAGGCUGACCCCUACCCUGCCUUCCCUCCACUACAGAUUUAUACACUCUCAAAGUCAUUCUGUUUUGUUCCAUUCUCUCUACAUGUCCGAACCUCCUCAACAACCCCUCCUCAGCCCUCUGGAUAAUAGUUUUGGUAAUCCCACACCUUCUCCUAAUUUCCGAACUACGAAUUCUCUGCAUUAUAUUCACACCACACACUACCCUCAGACAUGACAUCUCCACUGCCUCCAGCCUUCUCCUCGUUGCAACAUUCAUCACCCAUGCUUCACACCCAUACAAGAGUGUUGGUACAACUAUACUCUCAUAUAUUUCCUUUUUUGCUUCCAUGGACAAAGUUCUUUGUCUCCACAGAUUCCUAAGUGCACCACUCACUCUUUUUCCCUCAUCAAUUCUAUGAUUCACCUCAUCUUUCAUAGACCCAUCCGCUGACACGUCCACUCCUAAAUAUCUGAAUACAUUCACCUCCAUACUCUCUCCCUCCAAUCUGAUAUCCAGUCUUUCAUCACCUAAUCCCUUUGUUAUCCUCAUAACCUUACUCUUUCUUAUAUUCACUUUCAAUUUUCUUCUUUUACAUACCCUACCAAAUUCAUCCACCAACCUCUGCAACUUCUGUUCAGAAUCAUCCAAGAGCACAGUGUCAUCAGCAAAGAGCAACUGUUACAACUCCCACUUUGUGUUUGAUUCUUUAUCUUUUAACUCCACACCUCUUGCCAAGACCCUAGCAUUCACUUCUCUUACAACCCCAUCUAUAAAUAUAUUGAACAACCACGGUGACAUCACACAUCCUUGUCUAAGGCCUACUUUUUCUGGGAAAUAUUCUCCCUCUCUCCUACAUACUCUAACCUGAGCCUCACUAUCCUCAUAAAAACUCUUCACUGCUUUCAGUAACCUACCUCCUAUACCAUACACCUGCAACACCUGCCACAUUGACCCCCUAUCCACCCUGUCAUAUGCCUUUUCUAAAUCCAUAAAUGCCACAAAAUCCUCUUUACCCUUAUCUAAAUACUGUUCACCUAUAUGUUUCACUGUAAACACUUGGUCUACACACCCCCUACCUUUCCUAAAGCCUCCUUGUUCAUCUACUAUCCUACUCUCUGUCGUAUUCUUAAUUCUUUCAAUAAUAACUCUACCAUACACUUUACAGACUUAUUCCCCUAUAAUUUUUGCACUCUCUCUUAUCCUCUUUGCCUUUAUACAAAGGAACUAUGCAUGCUCUCUGCCAAUCUCUAGGUACCUUACCCUCUUCCGUACAUUUAUUAAAUAAUAGCACCAACCACUCCAAAACUAUAUUCCCUCCUGCUUUUAACAUUUCUAUCUUUAUCCCAUCAAUCCCUGCUGCCUUACCCCCUUUAAUUCUACCCACUGCCUCACGAACUUCUCCGCACACUCACAACUAGCUCUUCCUUACUCCUACAAGAUAUUAUUCCUCCUUGCCCUAUACAUAAAAUCACAGCUUCCCUAUCUUCAUCAACAUUUAACAAUUCCUCAAAAUAUUCCCUCCAUCUUCCCGAUACCUCUAACUCUUCAUUUAAUAACUCUCCUCUCCUAUUUUUAACUGUCAAAUCCAUUUGUUCCCUAGGCUUCCUCAACUUAUUAAUCUCACUCCAAAACUUUUUCUUAUUUUCAACAAAAUUUAUUGAUAACAUCUCACCCAUUCUCUCAUUUGCUCUCUUUUUACAUUGCUUCACCCUCUUCAAGGGGGGCUCCUUGGCAUGGUGAAGAAGCUCUUGGUCUGAGGAAUUAGACCUGUCGGUCUUCUUCCUCAGACCGAACCUAAUUACCCCCCAAUCCCCCGUUCCCUAUCCCAUCCUCCCCAUCCUCCCCUUUUUCCUUUCCUCCUCCUCCUCCUCCCCACCCCUCCCUUUUGCCCUUCCUUUUUUUUUUUUUUUUUUUUUUUUUUUCCCACAGGCAUGCUAGUUCCUAGGUAGGGGAAAGGGUACCGGGGUCCAUCCCAUUCCGUUGAGGUUCUUGGUGGUGGCGUAGUUUGCCGUGGAAUCUGGAUUGCCUGGGGAUGUCCUGAUCCCUCUCCGGUAUCCCGGAGGGUGGCUUUGGGUGUCUCUCGGGCGACGGGUGUAUCUCUGGAAGCCACCUUUCGGAUUCCGGGGGUGGUGGCCGAAGGAGGUAUGCUUUGUGGCGGAUUUCCGGCCGCCCUCUCUUUUGUCCACCGAGGUAGCUCGGCAGAUGUGAGAUUGCUAUCCCGGAUUGCCGGUUUACUGGCAUGAUGGGUAGGGUAUGGCACGGGUUCCAUGCUGCAUCUGCGCUACUUGCGGUGCUGAGGUCCUCUUGGGCACGGAGGGAGAUUUCUGGCCCUUUUAUUCCUCCUAGGAACUAUCCCUCCCCAGUCCCCCCUUUUUUUAUUCUUUUUUUUAUUUUUAUUUUCUUUUCUUUCUUUUUUUUUCUUAAAAACAAAAAGAAAGAAGUAACCUAACCAUGGCAGCCCUAGUCCAUGAACCUGCUACCCCCGGGCCCCUUCUUGAUACCGCACCCCGUUCUGACCCCGCCUCGUCUUUGGACCACUCUUCGGACACUCCUCAUGCCUCUGUACCUCUUGCCGGUGCUGUUUCCUCACCCGCAUCAGGAACUGAGGCCUCGACUGACUCCUUCAAUUUAUCUGACCUUCGCUCUCCUCUGACUAUGCUUCCGGACUCUCCCUCUACGGUGCGGCAAUUUUCGAAUCGCCGGCCCGUUCCACGUCGGACCAACUCUGGUCCCACGCCUAAACGA
Messenger RNA from Cherax quadricarinatus, 9855 nucleotides. Lineage: Eukaryota; Metazoa; Arthropoda; Malacostraca; Decapoda; Parastacidae. The record is from RefSeq and is a predicted model, not a curated record.